This is a messenger RNA of Solenopsis invicta (red fire ant), 3110 nucleotides long. RefSeq lists its product as uncharacterized. The transcript is spliced from 4 exons. Lineage: Eukaryota; Metazoa; Arthropoda; Insecta; Hymenoptera; Formicidae. The coding region runs from base 908 to 2233 and encodes 441 amino acids. The record is from RefSeq and is a predicted model, not a curated record.
AUUUGAAGAUAGUCUAAUUUUUGGUGUCUGGAAAGUGUUCCCUAUUUUUUUUUGAGUAGUGUAUAUUUAUGGAUGGUGCGCGCAAGUAAGAUAAUACUGCAGCAUAAUAUUUAUGUAAAAUAUAGCAGUACAAAACAUAAAAUCAUACUUUAUACAUUUGCAAUGAAAAUUUUACAUAAUUUUAGCUAAUUUAGCUUUCCUUAUAUGACAAUAUUUAUUAAAUUACAUUUAAUUUAAUAAAUGUUGUCCUAUCGGGAAAGCUAAAGUAUCUAAAAUUAUGUCAUAACCCAUAACAAAAUUAUGCAUAAAAAUCAUAGUCUGCAAAUAUGUAGAUAUAUUUACACAAAUAAAACAGACCUUUUCAUAAAAUGUUAAAUAAAAAUUUCAAGUGCAAAUUUAUUUAUCUGACAAAUAUAUAAAAAACAAAAUAACACAGCUUGAAAAAGUAGUACUUACUCGCUUAGUAUUAUGAAGAUCCAUUGUGAUUAUCAUCAACAGUACAAUUAUAGGACAACAAACCAUCAACAUUUAUUUGCAGGAUUUUCUUCUUCACUCAUACAUUUCAAUUUGAAUAAGGUUACAGCACCACGACUGAUAUGUCUAGAAAAAUACAAGAGAAAUCAUAACAAAAAUAAUUAACUGUUAACAAAUAUAAUUAAUAGGAUCGUUACACAAAUUUUUUUUUUCUUUGAAACUUUUUUUUUAUACUAAAUUAGGGGUGGUAAAUAUGAAUAUGACAUUAAAAACAAAAUUUUAUACUUUGGUAAUUAAUUAUAAUUUAUUAAAAACGCUGGAAAAUACGAAUUUAAACCACGUGACUUAAACAAGUUCUGAUUGGACGGCUGCAUCGUGACGUCAAAUGCUGGUAGACGAUCGAGCCGAACGUGAUUUGCAGUAAUCGUGAAUUAUGGCACAGCCAGGUUUCGUUAAAGCUCAGUCGGAUAAUUUACCAUGUGUGGAUGUAGUAAUGAUUUCAAAUUUCUUUGCUAACAACCCAACACUCAAUAUAGCUGAAUCUCGAGGAGUUAAAAUGCAUAGAGCAAGUCAGGAAAGGUAUGGUGACGAAGCAAUUGGAUAUGUGGAGAUAUGUCGUCAAAAAAGAAUGUGUACCAUUCGUGCUAAAAUAUGCCCUGAACACAAAGUUCGUAACAAGGCAUACGCAGUUGAAUUAAUAAUUGAUGAAAGACAAAAUGAAAUUAAAAGUGCACAAUGCUUUGAUUGUGCAGCUUCUUCAGGUGGUUGCAAGCACGCCAUAGCAUUUUUAAUGUGGGCACAUCGAAGAAGCGAAGAACCUGCUCCAACAUCUAUAGCAUGUUAUUGGAAGCGUCCCACAAUGUCGUCAAUAGGAACAUCAUUAAAAUGUGUAACUGCGAAGGUGUUGAGUAGAAGCAAAUAUGAAGAAUCUACAGUAUUAAAUACAAAUUUUUUGGAAGAUUUCAUCGAAAUAGCUAAAGCAAGAAAACUCGACAGUCAAAUUACGCGUCAUUUCAUACAUAAUUACGACAAUUCUUUAAAAUCAUUAUCAUUACAUUUUCUUCUUUUAAAAUAUUGUAGCUGUAGUGAUCGAGAUAAAAGAAAUGUUACUGACUUUUUACUUUUUGCAAAGCAACACAUGAGCUUAAAUUUGUGCAUUGAAGCUGCGAAAGCUACAAAAGAACAAAGUUCCUGUUCGCUAUGGUAUGAACUACGCUAUGGAAGAAUUACAGCUUCGACCAUAUAUGAAGCUACAAACUGUAAAACUACAAACGGUUCGUACGUUGAAAGAGUUAUAGGUGCAGUAAAAUUAAUAGAGACUGAAGCGAUGAGACGAGGAAGAAAUCUUGAACGAGAAGUUUUACACGUAGUCGAGAAAAAGUUGGGGACGGAAUUUUACCCAACUGGUUUAAUAUUGUUGCCUGAUUACCCUAUAUUUGGAGCGUCUCCUGAUUCUUAUACGAAAGAUUACAUCGUCGAGGUUAAAUGCCCGUUAACCGAAAAAUCUGAAGACAGAUAUAUAUGUAAGAAUGGAUCAAUAGCAAAGAAGUUUUAUUCCCAAAUGCAAAUUCAAAUGAUGUUUGCCAAUCGAACUAAAGGUUUAUUUUGCGUGGCGAAAUUUGAUUUUGAGACAUCCAAAGAAGUGAAACUUGUAUGGGUGGAUUAUGAUUCCGAUUACACUAAAAAUAUAAUAUCCAAUUCAUCAAAAUUCUGGGAAAAAAAUAUUUUUCCAUUACUUUUAGAAUCUGUACAAAAAUAGAAAAGAAAACAUGUAAUCAAAUAUAAAAGAAUGUAUUGAAAAAUAUCAUUUCGAGCAAGAUAUAUGCUAGUUGGGAAUAAAAUAAUUAAAAUAUUGCGUUACAAAACUCAUUUUAAUAUUUUCUUCUUACUGAUUUAUAAUUGGUUGUUGUAAAUUAAUAAGUGCUGCUGCAAUAAUAAUAAUAUUAUCAGUUUUACUAAUGGCUUCAUGAUGAAUGCAGGAAUGAGGUUGAAGAAAAUUAAAUUCUCUCAAUCUUCUUAUUACUCGUUCAAUAUGUAUUCGUAAACUUGCAAUCCUUUUAGUUUGCAUCACUUCUGCUUUUGAUAGUUUAACAGAACUCGCAACGCUGGGAGGUCUAAUCAAUACACAUUCCUUUUGUGUUAUUAAAUGCUCGAUAUGUUUAAAUCCACGGUCUGCCAUAAUUCCGCAUCCCGGAGGUAUUACAUCUAAGUAGCCACAAUUUUCCACGAUAAACGCGUCUGUUGUUCUUCUUCCAUAACCGCAAGAAAUAUAAUUGAUCAUUCCAUCUGGCGUAGAAGAUAUUAAAUAUUUUAAAGUAUUGCAUUUUUUGUAAUCUGACCACGUUAGAGCUUGAUAUACUGCAUUAGAAGGUUUUUGAAUUUCUAUUUCUAGACAAUCAAUUAUAGACUGUACAUUACUAUAUCUUGCUCGAAAUGGUAUAGGAAGUAAAAACUGUAUAGUAUCCUUUUUUGGCCAAAAAAUAAGAGACCUUAAACAAUUUGCUAUUAAUGGAACAGACUUAUUAAAAAUUCUAUUUGCAUGACUAGCAGACAUGCCAAAUUCAUCGCCUAAACGAGAAAACGUAUCAUUCAUUUUAAUUUUAGUUAAUGUUAAAUAUAUGUCUGUAUAAAUUAAA